Molecule: messenger RNA, 1156 nt
Organism: Mercurialis annua (annual mercury)
Lineage: Eukaryota; Viridiplantae; Streptophyta; Magnoliopsida; Malpighiales; Euphorbiaceae
Product: coatomer subunit epsilon-1-like
Exons: 7
Coding region: 85-948 (287 amino acids)
Biological process (GO): intra-Golgi vesicle-mediated transport; endoplasmic reticulum to Golgi vesicle-mediated transport; retrograde vesicle-mediated transport, Golgi to endoplasmic reticulum
Cellular component (GO): COPI vesicle coat
Molecular function (GO): structural molecule activity; protein binding
Source: RefSeq, a predicted model, not a curated record
UCCUUCAAACGAUCUGUAUAGUCCAUUUUAUUUUACUUAGAAGAAAAGAGACUGAAUCUGCAGAUCUAACCAAACAGAACAACAAUGGCAGCAGCACCGGAUCAUCUCUUUACGCUACGAAACAACUUCUAUUUAGGAGCUUAUCAAGCAGCGAUCAACAGCAGCGACAUCCCGAACCUUUCACCAGACGACGCCGUUGAGCGCGAUUGCCUUGUUCAUCGCUCGUACAUUGCCCUCGGCAGUUAUCACCUGGUGAUUAAUGAGAUCAACGAUUCUGCACCUACGUCUCUUCAGGCGGUGAAAUUGUUGGCUUUGUAUCUCUCUAGCCCUGAGAGGAAGGAAUCCACUAUCUCAAGCCUGAAAGACUGGCUGGCUGAUCCAGCAAUUGCAAAUAAUGCUACUUUGAGGCUGAUUGCUGGGACUAUAUUUACGCACGAAGAAGACUAUAAUGAGGCUCUUAAACACACCAAUGCUGGAGGGACCAUGGAAUUGUAUGCUUUGAAUGUCCAAAUAUUUCUCAAGAUGCACAGGUCAGAUUUUGCAGAGAAACAGCUGAGGCACAUGCAGCAGAUUGAUGAGGACCACACACUAACUCAACUUGCAAUGGCUUGGUUGAAUCUGGCAGUUGGUGGUGCAAAGAUAAAGGAAGCAGAACUCAUCUUCCAAGAUUUCUCUGAAAAGUUUCUGAUGACAAACUUGAUCUUGAAUGGGAGAGCAGUUUGUUGCAUGCACAUGGGAAAGUUUGAUGAUGCUGAAACAUUAUUACUUGAAGCAUUGAACAAGGAUGCAAAGGAUCCAGAGACUUUAGCUAAUCUGGUAGUAUGCAGUCUUCACCUUGGUAAACCGUCUUCCCGCUAUCUCAGCCUAUUGCAACAAGACCACAUUCUUGUGAAACGUGCAUCAUCCGCCGAGGAGAAUUUUGAAAGAGCAGUCCAAUCGGUUUCUUGAUGUGCGGUGGGGUUUUGGCAACUGGGUUUGUUUCAGCUGUCCUACUCUAAAAUAUACAGUCGAUAGGGAAUGUAUUUGUCGAACAGAGCUCAAAUUCUAUUACUGUUUGCAUUUUCCCAAGUCUUUUUGGACAAAAAAAAAGAAUGGAUAGAUCAAACAUUUGUACCCGAUUUUUGUUUUUAAAUGUAUUUUGGUAAUCUUGCAUAAA